UUCAUUCGAGUGUGAAGCCGGUAUAACUGUCCGCAAUUAUUCUAGCGUUGCGCUUGGUUUUUUUAUUCUUUUUAGAGAAACAUCGUAGUAGUGUUGAGAAAUAACUUACAUCAGCAUAGCGAUUUUCCAUAAUUAGCUAUUGUAGUAGCAUCAACUACCUGCCAGUAAACAAAAAUAAAGCUAAUAACAAACAACUAAAACUGCUUUCCUCAACUCCUCGUAACUACAUCUCGUAUCUCAAGGGCAUCUCACGGCACGCAUCCCUGGAUUUGCUACUUUUACAUAACGCCAGGUUAAUUGAAAAAGAAAAAUAAUAUCACCCCAGGGAUUCUUUCCUCGUUUACUUCUGCGGCCUGAUCAUGGCCUUGGUCUGCACGCGAGCGUCUGCCGCGACGAAAAUCAUCAAGCUGUCCUCGGGCCAUGAUAUGCCAGUCGUUGGACUCGGCACCUGGCAGAUAAAGCCGGAUGACGUAGACAGAGCCGUAACUGCUGCACUCGAGAACGGCUACAAGCAUAUCGAUACCGCUUUCGUCUACUAUAACGAGGAAGCGAUCGGCAAAAGUCUGAAAAAGUAUUUCGACAAUGGAGGCAAACGAGAGGACUUGUUCAUCACGACAAAGUUGCCAUCGUUCGGAAACCGAGCCGAUGAUGUCGAGCCCAUGCUGAAGAGCUCGUUGGACAAACUGGGCUUGCAAUAUGUCGACAUGUACCUGAUUCACUUUGCGGUGGGCUUCAAGAGGGACUCUAGUAAGCUCGAACCAGCGAAAGACAAAGGCGGUAAUCUGAUUGUGGACCUGGAUACCGAUCAUCUUGCCAUUUGGAAGGCGAUGGAAGCCCAAGUAAAGGCCGGACGAGCCAAAUCCAUUGGUCUGAGUAACUUUAACGUAGCCCAGAUCGAAAACAUCAUGAAGAACGCCGAAAUCAAACCUAGCAAUUUGCAGGUUGAGCUUCAAGCCUACAACCAGCAGAAACAGCUGCGCGAGACCUGUGCCAAACACAACAUUGCCGUGACUUCCUACAGUACAUUGGGUUCACCGGGUUCUGAUCCUGACAAGAAGACUAAUGCCACCCUUGCUCUGCCCAGACUUUUGGAUCAUCCCGUGGUCCAGAAGAUCGCCAAGAACCACAACAAGUCGACGGCACAGGUAUUGCUGCGCCACGUCGUACAAAACGGCAUGAUCGUUAUCCCCAAGAGUACGAAUCCCGAGAGGAUCAAGCAGAACAUUGACAUUUUCGAUAUCGAACUAACGGCUGAGGAAAUGAAGGAGCUGAAUGACCUCGACAGAGGUGAAGAAGGACGCAUCUUCGAUUUCUCCAUUUUCAAGGGAGUGAAGGACCAUCCUCAGUAUCCUUUCGGCAAAACCAAUUAGUCAUUAAAAUAUGUUACAAUUUUUUUUAUAAUAACAUUUUAUACGAUGUAUAUUAAUGUAUAUUUAAUAAAAAAACGUGUAAUUUUUUAAAAACCUCAAA
This is a messenger RNA of Nasonia vitripennis (jewel wasp), 1470 nucleotides long. Its product is annotated as 1,5-anhydro-D-fructose reductase. The record is from RefSeq and is a predicted model, not a curated record. Bases 360 to 1370 code for a protein of 336 amino acids. Gene Ontology annotation, molecular function: aldose reductase (NADPH) activity. The transcript has 7 exons. Gene Ontology annotation, cellular component: cytosol. Lineage: Eukaryota; Metazoa; Arthropoda; Insecta; Hymenoptera; Pteromalidae.